Messenger RNA from Mollisia scopiformis, 1557 nucleotides. RefSeq lists its product as uncharacterized. Gene Ontology annotation, cellular component: lytic vacuole; endosome. NCBI's taxonomy places the organism in Eukaryota, Fungi, Ascomycota, Leotiomycetes, Helotiales, Mollisiaceae. Gene Ontology annotation, molecular function: SNARE binding. The transcript is spliced from 2 exons. The record is from RefSeq and is a predicted model, not a curated record. Gene Ontology annotation, biological process: SNARE complex assembly. Bases 1 to 1557 code for a protein of 518 amino acids.
AUGCAGUGUGACAUAUGCUUUCGAGGUGUUGGACAGGGCGAGAAGAAAAUACACUUCCUGUGUCCGACUGAUGCGCGCAACUUGUUAUAUGUUUCCAGAAUACAAAACGCUCAAGUCCUGCUCGAAAACGAUGCCCUAGACCAACAAAUAAACUCCCUACUCUCUGCAGAGCCCAACGAUGAUGCUUCAAAGACCCCUCGGCAGGCUACAGCAGACCUGAUAUCUGGAGUUCAGGCGGAGAAGGAGCAGUCUGUGGACAGGACACAGCAAAUCAUCACUCAGGCUGAUGAGCUACGGGCAAAGGUUGAGAGUGCCAGAGAAGAGUUGAUCAAGAAGAAGGCACAUAUAUCUCGCAGAAAGUCCGACCUAGCAUCUGUAACAAAUGGCCUUGACGCUCGAAGGACCCGUCAAAUCGAAGAUGUAGAGAAGGGUAUUCGUAUGACCAGAUUCAAGUGGAAUCAAGGACAUGCAACGACUGCCUCUUCAAGAGCCUUCUUGUGCGGUGAGGCUGCCAAAUUAUAUGGCCUCAAGAAAGUCAGGAAAGUCCAUGGUGGCCCAGAUGAGUAUAGAAUUGGUGGUGUAGGUAUUGUUGACUUGAGAGCUAUGAAUACUGCAAGUCCCGCGCAAAUUUCUACAGCUCUCUCUCAUGUUGUACACCUUUUGAUGCUCUCAACACACUAUUUAGCUGUUCGUCUGCCUGCUGAAAUAACUCUGCCACAUCGAGAUUAUCCUCUUCCAACCAUAUUCGCUCUUCCUUCUUCUUACAAGCAUGGAGAUGUACCCUUUCCAGGUUCCACUCCAACACCUUCGUCCAACAAUAGUCCAACAGCCUCGAAACAUGCCGAACAGCCCAGACAACCACAUCCUCGACCUCUUUUUAUUAAGAAGCCUCUACCCAUCCUCGCAUCGGAAGAUCCAUCCGGCUAUGGUCUCUUCCUCGAAGGAGUCACACUACUCGCUUAUGAUAUAGCCUGGCUCUGCAAGAGUCAAGGAGUCUCCGUAGGAGAAGAAGGAAGCUUCGAAGAUGUCUGCAAUAUCGGGAAGAACCUCUACAAUCUUCUAAUUGAUUCUCGACCUCGUCCGUCACCAGCGAGUCGCACACCUUCUACCCAAACUACACCAACGAAAGGGGGACGAGACACAGAGACUGAUGGCGAGGGCAAGAAAGAGCCACCUACAUCCAUCAUAGGAAAGUAUUCCCAUGGGACAGCACACUCGUUUCUGGGAGGAGCAGAAGGCACCGAUUUUAUUCGUAGCUGGAAACUUCUCAAACCUACCAGCAUAGCCGACAAGCUUAAAUCGAAACUUCUUAGCGAAGUAGCGAACGCCGAAUGGGAAGUUCUAGACGAGAAUGCAUGGGCAGUAGACGACGAAAUGGGUGACGAUGGCGUCGUUGUUGGCGCCCGUAAAGAGGUAGCAGAGAGAGACAGAGGGCCAAGUCAAGUUGGAAUGCAGAGUUUCAUCAGUAUGCGGACCGUAAUGGACGCGGUAGAAAUGGUUGGUGAUGGAGAGAGGAAACCAGGGACGAGUGGUUGGACGAGGUUGAAACCUAGGUGA